UCACAGAGGGCAGAGGCGUUACAUCUUUUUGUUGUACUUACAAUGGCAUUUUUAGACCUUGCUCAGAAACACUCACUCGGGGCUCGGCAGACCAGACAAGGCUACCGCACGAAGCACGUGCGCAAUCCAUGCCUUUGUUGGUUACCCGGAAACAAUUCGAAGGCUUUUGGCGUCUCGCGACGCAACAUGGCAAUUGCUAUUUCAAACCCCCCACUUCACUGCCAACAAUCUAACACACCUCUUACCAUCCCCACAACAUUCCACAACUUCCGUCAUGACUACCGAGGUUUCUGAAAUUGGAGAUCUUCUCAACAGAUCCCUGAUUCCUUCGGAGAACAAACAGGCCGAGAAGUACCUACGAGCGAUCGAAACCCAGCCUGGAUUCGCAUUGAAACUACUGCAGCUUGUUGCGUCCGAUGCACCGCAAAUGAACACUCGCCUCAUGGGCGCCCUCUACUUCAAGAACUUCAUCGGCAGAACGUGGACGGAUGAAGAAGGUGUACACAAGCUGCCGGCGAGCGACGUCAUUGCGAUCAAGAGCGAGAUCAUCGGACUCAUGAUCUCGGUGCCGACGAAUCUCCAGGUACAGCUCGGAGAAGCAGUCAGCAUCAUUGCGGAGAGUGACUUCUUUGAGCGAUGGGACACACUUGUCGAGGACCUCGUUUCGCGAUUGACCCGCGACAACCCCAAAGUGAACAACGGAGUCCUCCAGGUCGCGCAUGCCAUCUUCAAGCGGUGGCGACCUCUAUUCCGCUCCGACAACCUCUUCACCGAAAUCAACCAUGUACUGGAGCGAUUUACUGCUCCAUUCCUCGAGGUUUUCCAAAAUACCGAUGGUCUGAUCACCCAAAAUGCCAACAACAAGGCUGCUCUCAAGGAGCUCUUCCAGACACUGACCUUGGUCGUGAAACUCUCUUUCGAUCUCAACUGCCAGGAUUUGGCACCUGUCUUCGAGGAGAACCUUCCAACCAUCAUGAACAUCUUCCACAAAUACCUCACAUACAAGAAUCCGUUGCUAGAGACGGACGAUGACGAUGAAGCUGGGCCACUCGAACGAACAAAGAGUGGGAUCUGCGAACUUCUCGUACUUUUCGCUGGGAAAUACGAGGACGUAUUUGACAACAUGCUGCAGAACUUUGUCAAUUCUACUUGGGCACUUCUCACGGAGCUAGGCCCUGAGCCCAAAAACGACAUUCUCGUCAGCAAUGCUCUGCAUUUCCUGACCGCGGUCGCAAGAUCGCCUAAACACGCGCAGAACUUCAACUCGGAAGCCAUUUUGACACAGGUGGUGGAGAAGAUCGUCCUCCCCAACAUGGCUCUACGUCCUUCCGACAUUGAACUGUUCGAAGAUGACCCAAUCGAGUUCAUCCGAAGGGAUCUAGAAGGGUCAGAUAGCGAUACUAGGAGACGCUCUGCCACUGAUUUCCUCCGCCAGUUGCUUGACCAGUUUGAAGAGUUGGUCACUGGGGUGGUGGGGAAGUACAUCACUCACUAUCUCCAGGAGUACAGCGCAAAGCCUGUGGAGAACUGGCAAUCAAAGGAUACCGCAUUGUAUCUGUUUGCCUCCAUUGCGGCUCGGGGAUCAACUGAGCGAAAGGGUGUUGUCCAUACUAACGUGCUCCUGGAUGUCGUUCAAUUCUUCCAGAAUAAUGUUGCUGCCGACCUUGUAGCGUCGGCCGACGCUGUUCACCCAAUCCUCAAGGUUGAUGCCAUCAAAUACUUGUACACUUUUAGAAGUCAAUUGACCAAGGCUCAUCUGCACGAUGCGUUCCCCUUGCUUGCCAACCAUAUGGCCUCCGAAAACUACGUGGUCUACACCUACACAGCGGUUACCAUCGAUCGCCUGCUUGCCAUGACCGUCGAGGGUGUGCCAGUGUUCAGUUCUCAGGAUGUCAACCCACACGCAAAGAACAUCUUGUCUCACCUUUUCCGACUGAUCGAGCAAGGCGAGACUCCCGAAAAGAUCGCGGAGAACGAGUUCUUAAUGCGCUGUGUCAUGAGGAUAUUGAUUGUUUCGCGAGACGCUACCGGUCCACUUGCGGAAUUCGUUCUCACCGAACUGUCGAAGAUCACGGCAGAAACCAGCAAGAACCCGAGUAACCCGAGAUUCAACCACUACACCUUCGAGAGCUUGGGUGCUAUCAUCAGGUUUGCCGCUCCAUCAAAUCCCGAGAGCUUGGAGAACGCCCUGCACGACCCAUUCAUGUCCAUCCUUGGAAAUGACGUUACUGAAUUCAUCCCAUACGUCUUCCAACUUCUUGCGUUGCUUUUGGAGAGUAACCCCCAAGCGCCACUGCCUCAGAGAUACAAGGACCUCGUUGGCCCUCUCCUUACACCAGCCUUGUGGGAAUCGCGAGGCAAUUCUCCUGCAUUGGUCCGCCUACUUCAGGCGAUCAUGGCGCGCGGAGUGAGUGUGAUCACCGAAAAUAACCAGCUCACCCCUAUCCUCGGUAUCUUCCAGAAGCUUGUGUCAUCCAAGAUUACGGAAUCCCAAGCCUUUGACCUUCUGGAGUCGCUGUUCACCUACUUCCCUGCCGCUGCUCUUCAGCCGUACAUGAAGGACAUCUUCAUCAUUCUUCUCACUCGUCUGAACGGCUCCAAGACCGAGGUCUUGGCACAGAGGUUCGCGCGCCUCUUCCACUUCCUCUCUGGUAAGGAAGAGGUCGGCCCCGACUUUGUCAUUCGGGCAAUCGACUCCGUGCAGAGCGGUAUCUUCGGUCAACUAUACACCGCCAUCUUGCUUCCCGACACACAGAAGCUCAGCCGACCAGCCGACCGCAAGAUCGCCGUCGCAGGAUUGACACAGCUGAUCGGCUCCUCGGAAGGCUUGGCGGGACCAUACCACACGGCCUGGGCCAGUACGGUGACGGCGCUUCUCAAAAUCCUCGAACUUGCGCCCGUACUUGUCAAGGACGACCCUCUGGCCGACCUGCAAGGGGCAGAUAUCGACGACGUCAGCUUCGGCGCUUCGUUCGCACGCUUGAACACCUGCAAGAAGCGCGCGGUCGACGUGUUCCCGGAUGUGGUAGACCCCCGGAGAUUCGUAGGUGAGAAAUUGGUGGAGGCGAACACCAAGACGGGUGGAAGGGUGGAUGGCUGGAUCAACAAUGAGCUCAGCGGUGAGGCGAAAGAGUUGCUCAAGAAGUAUAUGAUGGCCACCGGCCGAGUUUAGGCUUAAGCUUUAAGGGAUCAAAAGGGACUGCGAUUUUUCGGUGAUUUUCGUCGGAUUGGUAAUUACUUUCUUAAUGUACUUAGAUCAUGGGCAUGUAAAACCAUUGAUACCAUGUUAUUUGCAGAGUGAUAGGUAGGAGAUGUGCGCGACUAAUCUUGUUUUGCCCAAC
Molecule: messenger RNA, 3341 nt
Organism: Tricharina praecox
Lineage: Eukaryota; Fungi; Ascomycota; Pezizomycetes; Pezizales; Pyronemataceae
Product: Cse1-domain-containing protein
Exons: 7
Coding region: 275-3172 (965 amino acids)
Biological process (GO): protein import into nucleus; protein export from nucleus
Cellular component (GO): nuclear envelope; cytosol
Molecular function (GO): nuclear export signal receptor activity; small GTPase binding
Source: RefSeq, a predicted model, not a curated record